Molecule: messenger RNA, 1953 nt
Organism: Aphis gossypii (cotton aphid)
Lineage: Eukaryota; Metazoa; Arthropoda; Insecta; Hemiptera; Aphididae
Exons: 3
Coding region: 303-1190 (295 amino acids)
Molecular function (GO): protein binding
Source: RefSeq, a predicted model, not a curated record
UGUGCACCGAACUCGUAACGGAGUAGAAAUAGAUUUUUUUUUUUUUUGGUGAGAUUUUUUGUUUCUCGUUAAGUCCUGAACCGAUACAAUUCACGAGUACUGCUAUUAUAUAUGCCAUCGACGGUUAUUAUAUACUCUGCAACCGGCACAGUACACGGCCGCACCGUCACGCCGCAACAGUUAUAUAAUAUUAACGUAUAAGUUACAAGUACUAAGUAGGUUAGGUACCUAUAAUCUGUAUUAAAAUAUAAUAUAGUACGUUUACAUAUAACACGUUCGUAAGAUUUAAAAAGAUUGUCACGAUGAUCAUUGCCGCCGUCGUAGGAUUCACCAUCGGUUUAUUAUUGAAGACCGCCACGGUCGUAGCCCAACAGAACGUCUCAUUUUUGAACGGACUUCCAGAAAACUUCACGUCGGACGGCGCUAUCGAUGUGCAGUACACGUCGUGCAAAGUCAUCACCGACCGUAUCGUGGCCACCGCCGAGGGAAAGUUUUCGCGGUUUUGUCACGGCAUUUGCAACAUAAACGAGACGAACGUGAGGCUUCAUCGCAUCGAAACGUUAUUAAUAGCAGACGCAGAAAACAUAAAACAACGAUUGUUUCAUAUAGAACGCGUUUUAUUGAGCGGGCAAAUCAUAAGUAAGCCUGCAGUGGGUGACGGUGGUGCAGGGCCGGUGGACACCAAGAGACUUCGGGAGAUCGGCACGUACAACGGCACCGUGUCUACCACCGAGGACGGUCCCACCGGAAGCGGACGUCCGCGGGCACCGACCACCGCCGCGUUCGUCUACUACUGGCGCGUGGACGCGUUCUGGCGGCUGUCGUUCGGCGCCGCGGACGGCCUGGUCCGUAGCCCGCCGUUUUACGUGUCACCCCGUAGUUACCGGAUAUCGCUUUCCGUCCACUCGGACGUGGUGGCCCGCACCGUUCGCGUGGCCGCCGUGCCGGCCGCCGGCGAGUACGACGCGCAGCUCAGGUGGCCGUUCGCGCACCGGCUUCGGCUCAGCGUGCUCGACCAGACGGACUUCGAACCGGAAGACAUCGUGUCCCGGAUCUGGGACGACGUCCGGUGCGCCGCCACCGCCGAAACCGUCUGCGCGUCCAUGGAGUUCCGGCACGACGUGCUGACGUACAGGCGUUACGCGGUCGGCGACGCGAUCGUCGUCAAGCUGACGGUGUUCUUGCAAUAGAAAUAACCUCGUCGGCUUCAUUUAUGUUCCGUUUUAUUAUUUUCGCAUAACAGUUCGACGGCCCGACCGAGAAUCUUUUCCGAAAUAUGUAGAUUUAAAUAGAUUUAAACCUUACGAUAAAUGAUAAUAUUGUAUACUGUAUAGUAUAUCGACUUAAUUCGAGAGAUUAAACCGGUUGAUAUGGUUCACGGCUGACGGUUUCAUAAUAUAAGUCUAAAUGCAGUUGGCUCAGUAUUAAAAAAUGCUAUAAUAUUAAUUGAUAGUAAAAAAAUGUACGGUUUUUUUUAACUCAAUUAUUGAUUAUUAGACUAUUAUUGAUAAUUUAUAUAUUAUACAUGUUUAUAGGGGUGGGCCAUAACCAAUAUACCUAAUUAGUAAUUAUAUAAAAGUAUGUCAUUGAACAUACUUAUUUAAAUAUCGUAGGUACAGUUUUUAUUUAAAGCUUACCCGCAAAGAAAAAUGUUUUCAAAAAUCUAUUUUUUUGUUAUACAAUUAUUAAUAAGUACCUAGAAACAAAUGUUGAAUUUUCCAAUUUAUGUUUGUACGAUAUUUUGAUAAAUAUACCAAUAAAAAUGUGUUUUUAUGAUUUUUAUAUAGCCAAAAAUAAUAUUGUUAAUUGAUAUUUUGCGGAAAUCGGUAUUUUCUCUUUUCUUUUCGACAGUGGAAGUGUAUUGCGUCACACGCUGAACUCUAGUAUAACACAAACACAUAUAUUUGGUACUGUUCGCACCCUGUAUAAUAUACAGAAAUAAUUACAUAGCAA